This is a messenger RNA of Coffea eugenioides, 2376 nucleotides long. RefSeq lists its product as uncharacterized. The transcript has 5 exons. The coding region runs from base 1 to 2376 and encodes 791 amino acids. Gene Ontology annotation, molecular function: nucleic acid binding; RNA-DNA hybrid ribonuclease activity. Lineage: Eukaryota; Viridiplantae; Streptophyta; Magnoliopsida; Gentianales; Rubiaceae. The record is from RefSeq and is a predicted model, not a curated record.
AUGAAGGAGCUACGAGAUAGUAAUGUGAGUGGGAAAGGGGUUAAACUGGCAUUGCUGAAGAAGAAACUGGUUGCAGCUUAUAAGGAUGAAGAGGCCUAUUGGAGUCAAAAAGCUAGACAGAAAUGGCUAAUGGAGGGAGAUAAGAACACCAAAUGUGUGGCUGGAAGGAGGAAAAGGAACAGGAUUGGUCUUCUCAAGAAAAGAGAUGGGGAUUGGUGCAAGGAUGAGGAGGAGACUGGCACAAAAAUAAUACAAUAUUUCAAGGACAUUUUUACUGCUGAGGCUCCUCAUGGAAUUGAUGCCAUCCUAAAUGAAAUCCCACAGUCCAUAACUAGUGUGAUGAACAAGCAGCUUAUCUUACCUGUGACUGAGCAGGAGGUUCAGAGAGUUGUAUUCUCUAUGCAUCCAAACAAGUCACCUAGCCCAGAUGUCAAUGUUAAUGGGGAGAAGAAGGGUAUCAAGCCAUCUAGGGGGCUAAGACAGGGAGAUCCCUUGUCUCCUUUCCUGUUUCUUAUUUGUGCAAAAGGCUUUUCAACUCUGCUCAAUCAAGCAGUCAGACAAGGAAAACUAACUGAUCUCCAAUUGUCUUCUGGUGGACCUAGACUAUCUCACAUCUUUUUCGCAGAUGACUCAUUAAUAUUCUGUAAGGCAAAGGAAGAGGAGGCAGUGCAGUUGAUGAAGGUUCUAAGGCAAUAUGGUGAAGCUUCAGGACAACUCAUCAACACUGAGAAAUCAUCAAUUUUCUUCAGUAAGAAUGAUCCAGUAGGGGAGAGGUUGAAGAUGCUUGAGAGAGUGAGAGUGAUGAAGGAGCUUAAACAGAGCAGGUACUUGGGUCUACCUUUGGUAAUUGGCAGAUCAAAAACACAAGUGUUUAAUUUUGUUAAGGAAAAGGUGGUUAGCAGAAUAUCAUGUUGGAAAGAGAGGUUGCUCAGUAUGGCUGGGAAAGAAGUGCCACUGAAAUCUGUGGUCAUGGCUCUUCCAGCAUAUGUGAUGUCAUAUUGUAAACUUUCUAAGGAACUUUGUAGGGGUAUUAGGAGAGAGAUGGCUAAGUUUUGGUGGGGAAGCAAGGGUGAGGAGAGCAAGAUGCACUGGUUAGGUUGGGGUAAGCUAUCUGAAGUUAAACAGAAUGGGGGAUUGGGCUUCAGAGAUUUAGAAAAUUUCAAUCUGGCACUUCUGGCCAAACAAUUAUGGAGAAUACUCACUAGGCCAAAUUUGCUAGUCAGCAAGAUCCUUAAAGCCAAAUACUUCAAAGGAACCUCAAUCUGGAAGAUGAAAGGGAAACGUACUGACUCCUGGUGUUGGAAAAGUAUUUUAAGCGCGAGGUCACUGUUGGAAGAGGGGAUGAGGAAGAGAGUACGAGAUGGGAAAACUAUAGACAUCUGGAAGGAUAGAUGGAUCCCUGGGGUGGCAGGAGGGAAGGAAUUGGAAUGGGUGUUUGCUAAGGAGGAUAGGGAGAGGAUUUUGCAGAUUCCCUUGAGCCUGCAGGAUAUCAAGGAUGGACUCUUCUGGGCUCAUUCUGCCUCAAGGGAAUACACAGUCAAGUCUAGAUACAGGUCUGCUCAGGAGAGAAAGAUAUGGAGGAGGGUGAGAGAUAGUCAUGAGGAAUCUGGAAGUAGGAAUGAAGGUAUCUUGCCAGUCAAUGAAAACAUCAAGACUAGGAGCAUGCAAGGCAAUCCACUGUGUAAAUGUUGUGGUGUCUUCUCAGAGUCGACCGAACAUAUGUUGUUUCUAUGUAGUCAUGCAGAGGCUAUUUGGAAAGUGACUCCAAUUCAGUGGGAUGGAUUGGAGAAUCUGAGAGAGAAGUUUUGGUUGUGGUGGUCUGAGCUGGUGGAGGCAACAGCUAGGGAGAAGGGGGAGGAGCAUAUUACUUUCAUAGUCAACUUGCUAUGGCAAAUCUGGAAGGAUAGGAAUGAGAUAAACUUCAAUAGGAAGGGUAGAGGUCCAGGGGUGGUGACAAAUAAAGCUAGCUGGGGUAUUGUUGCUAGGGACUGGAAGGGGAAGCCGGUUGCUACAUGGGCUUGUCCUUCCUUUACAUGUUCAGUACCAAUACUUGAGGAGGCAUUGGCAAUCAAAACUGCAAUGGUUAAAGUUGCUUUGGAAGGAUGGGAAAGAAUUAUUAUAGAAUCAGAUUGUAAGGUUGUAAUAGAUAAAACAAAGAAGGAUACGGAUGAUGUGGUUAUAUCCACAGUCUUGCAGGAUAUUAAGCUGCUAAAACAUAACUUUGAAGAAUGUUGUUUCUCCUUUGUUCGAAGGGAGUUCAACUCUGUUAGCCAUAAGUUAGCAAGAUUUGCUCUAAAUUUAGGGUUUGUUGCUGAUUCGAAAGCUUGUUUUCCAGUUUGGUUGCUUGAUAGUGCUCAAGCAGACAUUGAAGAGUAG